Messenger RNA from Pezoporus flaviventris, 3059 nucleotides. It is a transcript of the gene QTMAN, whose product is annotated as glycosyltransferase like domain containing 1. NCBI's taxonomy places the organism in Eukaryota, Metazoa, Chordata, Aves, Psittaciformes, Psittacidae. The transcript is spliced from 10 exons. The coding region runs from base 142 to 1785 and encodes 547 amino acids. The record is from RefSeq and is a predicted model, not a curated record. Gene Ontology annotation, molecular function: glycosyltransferase activity.
UCUGGUCCGCUGUGAAGCCUGUGGGAAGAUGCAAGUCGAUGGCCUUCCUUUGCUCCAGCUAUAACCUUUUUGAAAGGACUUCACUUAAUACAGUGCCCAGCGGACAAAGCAGAAUCCAGACGGUUUGGAAGCACUUAGAAAAUGUGUGUUCUUCUAAUUGAAGCCUUUUAUGGUGGUUCCCACAAACAGCUGAUGGAUCUUCUCCAGGAGGAGCUACAAGAAGACUGUGUCCUCUGUACACUCCCUGCCAAGAAGUGGCACUGGAGAGCACGAACUGCUGCUCUCUAUUUCAUGCAAACCGUGCCAAUAAGUCCUAAUUACAGGAUCCUCUUUGCAAGCUCGGUGCUUAACCUGGCUGAACUCACUGCCCUCCGCCCUGACCUUGGCAAAUUGAAAAAGGUCCUCUACUUCCAUGAGAACCAAUUGGUAUAUCCUGUCCAGAAAUGCCAGGAAAGGGAUUUUCAGUAUGGAUACAACCAGAUUCUUUCAUGCUUGGUUGCUGAUGUGGUGGUGUUCAACUCUGCUUUUAAUAUGGAAUCGUUUCUUACAUCCAUUGGAAAAUUUAUGAAGCUGAUUCCUGACCACAGACCUAAGGAUUUGGAAAAAAUGAUCAGACCAAAGUGCCAAGUUCUUUAUUUUCCAGUCAGGUUUCCUGAUGUGAGCAGGUUCAUGCCAGAACAUAAGCUUGCCCAUUUUGAAAAAGUAAUUGGUGUUAAAAGAAAUGGAGAUGCUUAUCAAACGGUGGGUCUGCCCGGCCAGCAGAAGUUCAGAGCUUUAAUGAAAACCAGCAGUGCAGCUAGCAAGUCUGGACUUUGUGAAACCCAGCCUAGACUUCAUACCACACAGCACGAGGGGCUGCCUUCCUCAUUAACAGCAGUAGCAAGAUUGAACGAGUCUGAAGCAUCAGAAAGUACAAAUCCUUGUCAAGAAGAAGAUAAGCAACAUCUGACUUUUAACCUCUCUAAUAUCUUGAAUGAACAGGACUAUCAGCAAAGACCUUUACACAUUGUCUGGCCUCACAGGUGGGAACAUGACAAAGGUCCUGAAACUUUCUUUGAAGUCCUGCUGAAACUGAAAGAAAAAGAUCUACCUUUUCAUGUGUCCGUUCUUGGAGAGGCUUUCAGUGAAAUUCCAGAUAUCUUUUCAGAGGCCAAAAAAGUGUUGGGAUCUUCUGUUUUGCACUGGGGCUACUUACCCACGAAGGAUGACUAUUUCCAAGCUCUAUGCAUGGCUGAUGUUGUCAUCUCGACAGCUAAACAUGAAUUCUUUGGCGUGGCAAUGGUUGAAGCUGUAUAUUGUGGCUGUUAUCCACUGUGUCCCAAAGCCUUGGUGUACCCAGAGAUAUUUCCAGCUGAAUAUCUGUAUUCUACACCUGAACAGCUUUUUAAAAGGCUUCAGAAUUUCUGCAAGAGGCCCGAUAUUGUGAGGAAACAUCUUUAUAAGCUCCAGCUAGAGCUGGAGCAACGCUAUGACGGUCCCCUGCCUUCAGAAGAAGAGCUGCUGUCACACUGGGGCUGCUCCCUCAGAAUGACAUUGCCGCUAGCCAAAUGCCAAAUUGCUGAGGAGAGGACAGUCAUGACUGUCCAUCAUGUAUCAGAAAAUGAUGGGUCCUUGAGCAGACCCUGCAAUAUGCCUUGCCUGGUAUUGCAGCUUGUAACAAGCUCACUAGGGGUGAGUUUUGCUUUUCUGGGGUCUUCAUAUGCUGAUCUAGAAUUCAGUAACUUCAUAAAACCCAUAGGACUCCAAAGCAAGACUCUCUUAACUUGCAAACACAGCUCCAAGUGAAGUUACAGUAGGAGCUUUCACUUUUUCCCUACCAGCCAAGUGAAAUAAGAAGCAGAUGUUCACAUGCAUUGUCUCUGGGGAAAUGGAUGAUAUUAUUUCAACAGAUUGAUAUCUGUUGAGACUAGGUUAAACCCCAAAAUGUGCUGGGCUAGUCCUGUUUUCUAGAUCCUCUGAAAGGGAUUAUCAAGUAUAUUUGUGGAUUCAAGCUUACUGACAAACCUGGAAGCCUCUGAGCUGGGGCUUCAGUUUGGACUUUUCCGUGUUAAGAAGAUGCAAAUUAUGAUCAAUUGGCUUAUAUAUUUGUGGCAUUGAUGUGAGACUUUAAUAUGAGUCCAUCUUUACAAAACAGUGAAAAAUAAAAGUAAAUCUGGGGGGAAAGGGGAUUUUGACUGGUGAGGCUUAACAAUACAUUUGAACGCAUGUCCACAUGCACUCACAGGAAAACACCUCGGUCCAAGACCUUUAUUCUUAAAGAAAUUCCUGAGAAAUUUCCUAGGCAAUAGCAUCUUUGCCCACUUCAGACAGGGGAAGCUGUGCUUCUCAGGUGCAUCUUUUCACUGCCUCGUACUCAUGGUUCUGUGUCUUGGAGGGUUGUAGAAAGCCCUAAUUUCCAUGUGGAUGCUGAUGGAUGCCUUUGUUGAGGUAGUAGCACCGGAUUCUGCCCGGAUGUCUGAAUAGCCAUCAAGAAACCAGAACAUCCCAAGUUUUAUUCUACCGAUUCCCCCUGUGACCUUUAGUAAGUAACUUAACCUGUUGUCCUCAGGAUCUCCAGUAAAAUGGGAGACCUUAAUACUUAUCUGGUGGGAUAACAGUGCUUAAUACUUACCUAAUUGGAUGACAAUACUUACCUACAUACCUCACAGGGGUGUUGUGAGGAUUAAUUAGCUAAUGUUUGUAAAGUGCUUUGGAGAUGGAAAGCGGUAUAUAGUAGUGCUAAGCACUAUUACUUCAUGCAAGCACCAAGACCUUAAAAUGGCUAAGGAUGAAAUUAGAGUUUUUAUAUGUUUUAAAAUAAGCCAAAUUUCAGACAUCUGGAUGCUGGAAUUAUUUUUAGACAGAGAUUUCUAAGAAAGUUGGGAAACAGAAGGAUGUAAUUAUAUGACCUGAAACCUUUUUUUGUUUCUUUUAGUUGACCAACUAAACUUAAUCUUAGGUAGGUGUUGUUUGAUGAAUUGUAAAAACUGCUUGUUGGACUUAAAAGAUAUAUCACUGUUUACUCUUGCUGAUCAAACAAUAGUUCUUGAAAUAAAUAUCUCUGUUACAAUUUGGACAAA